This is a messenger RNA of Melanaphis sacchari, 1776 nucleotides long. RefSeq names its product bifunctional glutamate/proline--tRNA ligase (gene GluProRS). Gene Ontology annotation, biological process: glutamyl-tRNA aminoacylation; prolyl-tRNA aminoacylation; translation. Gene Ontology annotation, molecular function: glutamate-tRNA ligase activity; ATP binding; proline-tRNA ligase activity. Lineage: Eukaryota; Metazoa; Arthropoda; Insecta; Hemiptera; Aphididae. The record is from RefSeq and is a predicted model, not a curated record. Gene Ontology annotation, cellular component: cytoplasm; aminoacyl-tRNA synthetase multienzyme complex.
CGUCGUUGUUAUCAAUAAAACUAACACGCUGCAAUCACUAUUCGCCAUUCAAUAUUCAUUAUUUUCAAUUUUGCUUUCUCUCCUCUUCGCAUUUGUUGAGUUGUAGACCUAUUUCUCAUUCGUGGCAUUCUCGUUUCUUGUGAUUUUUCGUUAGAAUUAGUCGAUUGAACAUGAGUAACGCUACCGAAAAAAAUCCGGCCAGUCUGGAGCAGCAGUUAGCUGCUUCAGACUUGCAAAAUGCAAAUGCAAAAAAACAAGGUUCUACAUCUGUCCUUAAAAGUAAGAAAACAGAUUCUAAAAAAAAUGAAAAAGCACCAAAAUCGCAAAAGUCUGUUGAAGAUAAUAGUAAACAACAAGGAAAGUUUGUAGAAUUACCAGGAGCUGAAAUGGGAAAAGUUGUUGUUAGAUUUCCUCCGGAAGCAAGUGGAUAUUUGCAUAUUGGACAUGCAAAAGCUGCUCUAUUAAAUCAACACUAUCAAUUGGCUUUUAAUGGUCGUCUAAUAAUGCGUUUUGAUGAUACAAAUCCAGCAAAAGAGAAAGAAGAUUUUGAGAAGGUUAUAUUAGAAGACGUUGAAAUGUUAAAAAUUAAACCUGACAUUUUUACAUAUACAUCUGAUCAUUUUGAUAAAAUGUUGGAUAUAUGUGAGAAUGGAAUGUUAAAAGAAGGUUUAGCAUUUGUAGAUGAUACCGAUGGAGAUACAAUUCGUUUGGAACGUGAACAACGGAUAAAUUCAAAAAAUCGAAAUAACUCAAUUGAAAAGAACUUGGAGUUGUGGAAACAAAUGGUCUUAGGUACAGAAAUUGGUCAAAAGUGUUGUGUCCGAGCUAAAAUUGAUAUGCAAUCGGCAAAUGGAUGUUUACGUGAUCCAACAAUAUAUCGUUGUAAACCUGAACACCAUCCUAGAACUAGUGAUAAGUACAAGUAAUAAUAGUGCCAUGCGGUGUAGGCGCUAGUACAGCAAACAAAGUCAAAGAGAACUUGACUAGAACCUGUUUAGAUGUGUGUAACCGUUUAACAGGAGAUAGUUUGAUAGAAAAUGAUGAUGAAAACGACAAUAGUGCUGGCCAACCUCUUAAGCCUUCGACAAUAAUUAGGGCAGAUACAGACUUGCGGGAUAAUUAUUCACCUGGAUGGAAGUUCAACCACUGGGAAUUAAAGGGAGUUCCAUUAAGGUUAGAAAUUGGACCGAAAGACUUGGAUCGAAACCAAAUGGUAGCUGUUCGGCGAGAUAAUGGAGAGAAACUAACCAUACCCUUAGAGGGAUGUUCAAACGAUGAUGGUGGAAAAGACAAGAUGGUUGAAAGAAUAACUGAAUUAUUAAAUCAAAUACAGCGAGAUAUGUACGCCAAAGCAGAAAAGGAAAUGAAAGAAAAUGUUGUGAUAUGUCGUAAAUGGUCUGAAUGUGCUGCACAUUUAGCAGCAAAACGUUUAUUAUUGAUACCAUUUUGUGGACGUCCUGCCUGCGAGGAUAACAUCAAGCGGGACACCACAUUGGACGAUGGUACUGCAGAAGUUGGAGCUUCGACAAUGGGAGCAAAGUCAUUAUGUGUGCCAUUUGAACAACCUAAAGGAGAAGAACAAUUAAAAUCCAACGAUCUGUGUAUACAUCCAGAAUGUGGACAAAUGGCUGGGUCAUUUACCCUAUUUGGACGCAGUUAUUAAUUUAAAAUGUUUGUUGGUAUAUUAAGUGAAACUAUGAUGUCCAUUUUUUUUUCGUGCAAAUAUUACAACUGCUUAUGAUAUUAAUGUAUAAAUAUAGAACCAUCAUUUAUAAA